UAAAAGUAAAUUAAAUUUGAAAGUUCAGUCCACACCAAACUUUUAAAACAAAUCAAUUUAAUUUAAUUAUUUCGUUACCAUAAUUUAAAAAAGGACUUUAAACAGGGACAAAAGGUUAUCAAUAGCGCUCUGAAUUUCCUGAUCGUUCUCUCUGUAAUUAUCAUUUUUCAUAUGAAGUGCAGUAGAAUGACUGUAAAGGACUUCGACGCCUUUGUGAUCUACAAUCCUGUGGGGACCGAUCUGGAGUUUGUUAAAUUAAUGGCGUCCGUAAUGGAAGCUCCCCCCUACAAUCUUAAACUCUUUAUCCCCUGGAGGGAUUACGUUCAUGAAGACCACUACGUGUCGGCGGAUCUCAUUGAAAACAAGUGCCAAAAGUGUAUUGUUGUACUGUCGAAUAAUUUCGCUGGAAGUCAAUCCGCCGAGUUUCAGCUGAAAUAUGCUACGUCCCUCUCUCCAGCAAAUCUACAUAAUCGCGUGAUUCCCAUUUGCCUGGAAAGAUGCAAGAUUCCCGAGGCCUUACGAUAUAUGUGCACUCUUCAAUACUACAAAGAGGAUACCAGGCCAUGGUUCUGGAAACGUCUUAACAAGGCAUUCACGAUCAACACAGGGACGGAUCUAACACAAGGAUUAAAAGAGGGCGCUAAUCUCCCUGAUAUUAUUUUGGACACAUCUGCCCAUAUAUUCAAACGCCAAUGGACUCUGACAUAAUAAUAUUAAUUGGAAAAUUCAAAACAAAAUGCGUUUUACAUUUGGUUGUUUUAACUUGUAACUUG
Messenger RNA from Saccostrea cuccullata (small rock oyster), 773 nucleotides. Its product is annotated as myeloid differentiation primary response protein MyD88-like. Gene Ontology annotation, biological process: MyD88-dependent toll-like receptor signaling pathway; positive regulation of canonical NF-kappaB signal transduction. Bases 172 to 708 code for a protein of 178 amino acids. The transcript is spliced from 4 exons. The record is from RefSeq and is a predicted model, not a curated record. Gene Ontology annotation, molecular function: TIR domain binding. Lineage: Eukaryota; Metazoa; Mollusca; Bivalvia; Ostreida; Ostreidae.